AUGUUGGGACAUAUUGCUGGUAGACCCUCGCCCUCGUGGGACAAGAUCCAAGCGGUCGUCGUGCUCUUCAUGAGCUACAUCGCUUUAAGGAAAUGCCCUCCAAAUGGCCCACGCCUAUUCCAACGGUUGCACCAUCUACUUAAAAGGUUCACGCCCUGGCAGAUCCUCAUUGGGGCCCUGACCACUGUCUAUGCCACUCAUCACGCAGAUAUUCUUCUCGGGUUGACACCUGCAGAGCCCGAAAAAAAGAUGUUCUCGCGUCGAUACACUCGUGGAUACACACGUGGGUUAUGGAUCUUUUCAGCUCUUGAUGCCGGGUUUUUCAUGGCACAGAACAUCCGUCCUAAAAUCCUUCGGGAUACUAUGUCGGCUAUCUUUUCUGUUUAUUACCUGUUCUUCCCCAAGCGUGCACUUGAAAAGAAUAAUUUAAUGAUCAGAACCAUCACGGCCAAACAUAUGCGUCUCUCUUGGGAAAAAAUGCUACAUCCUCUUAUUCGUCUCAUGACAUGGGUGAAUGCACCUCGAUUGGGUAUUAGCAAAACCAUCACAGUCAAGCUCUCGAAGGAUGCAGGAUACCAUCAGGAUGCACUCGUUACAUUGACCUUGUUCUUCAGAGGCACUGAAGAAGAGCUCAAGACCCAGGAAGCCUUUAUUUAUAACAUCCCAGGUGGAGGCUAUGUAGCCAUGAACCCUCGUUGUCAUGCCGAUUACCUCAUGGCUUGGGCAGGACAAACCGGAAUACCAAUUAUCAGUAUUGAAUAUAAGAAAGCCCCUGAAUAUCCCUUCCCUCAAGGCGUUUACGAAUGCUUUGACGUAUAUAAAUUGCUUACUGCCACCAACGGCACUUGUAUUGGCCUUAAUGGAUCUGGUAUCCCACGUAUCGUCCUAUCAGGAGACUCUGCAGGUGGAACAUUUGUCGCAUCGGUGAUGAAUAUGAUUAUUGAGCACACUCCAGCGUUGCCUCGACCUGUUGGUUUGCUGAUGAUAUAUCCAUGCAUGCUGGUUGGGUUAGAUUUUUGGAUUAGCAAUAAUGAUUUGGCUGUCGUGGAAGAGGAGAUUGCACGUGGACCUAUUCCUUCUGACCAUUUGACGUCCAGACCAGGCCGUGGCGAUGGCAUGACUUUGAACAGCAAGGCAGCAUUCAUGGAUGAUCAGAUCCUUGGCUCUACAUUCCUUCGAGCGCUAAUGGUCAUGUAUAUUGGAGGAGAUCCUACACUUGACCAUAAAUCAAACUACUUUCUUUCGCCUAUUCAUACACCUGACCAUAUCUUGGCGCAGUAUCCACGAACAUAUAUUCUUUGUGGCGAGAAAGACCCAUUGGUAGACGACUCCAUCAUUUUCAUGGCAAAACUGCGUCGUGCUAAGCGUGGUGCCGCAGUUGAUCUACAGAGUGAUACCUUGCGUAUUGUCAGCGGCAUCUCGCAUGCAUUUUUGCAGAUGACCGGCAUUGUUCCAGAGAUGAGAGAUUUAGUCAGAGUACUUGGAGAAGAGUUAUUAGAUAUGGUCAAGACCCCAGUGGUUCCUCAAAAACAAGCGUGGGGAGAGGCUAGUAUAGCAUCUUUGUCAGAGGAAGAAAGUAUAGGAAGCUCAGGCUUGGUGCAAGUCAAGACCCCUCCAAAACCCAUUCCAAAUCCAAGAAAUAUCAAUCCUUUUGUUGCCGAGUGGGAGCAAAGGAAUACUAGGGAUGCUGUAACUAUUUUUGAACAUCGCCGUGUGGCCUACUUGGAUCAGCUAGGCAUCGACACACACGAGGAUUAG
Molecule: messenger RNA, 1758 nt
Organism: Lobosporangium transversale
Lineage: Eukaryota; Fungi; Mortierellomycota; Mortierellomycetes; Mortierellales; Mortierellaceae
Product: Alpha/Beta hydrolase protein
Exons: 6
Coding region: 1-1758 (585 amino acids)
Biological process (GO): triglyceride catabolic process
Cellular component (GO): cytosol
Molecular function (GO): sterol ester esterase activity; triacylglycerol lipase activity
Source: RefSeq, a predicted model, not a curated record